Morchella importuna is the source of this 1485-nucleotide messenger RNA. RefSeq lists its product as uncharacterized. Gene Ontology annotation, cellular component: cytoplasm. Gene Ontology annotation, molecular function: thiamine-phosphate diphosphorylase activity; magnesium ion binding; ATP binding. Gene Ontology annotation, biological process: thiamine biosynthetic process. Bases 1 to 1485 code for a protein of 494 amino acids. NCBI's taxonomy places the organism in Eukaryota, Fungi, Ascomycota, Pezizomycetes, Pezizales, Morchellaceae. The record is from RefSeq and is a predicted model, not a curated record. The transcript is spliced from 7 exons.
AUGGCCCCACCAAACCCAGACUUAACCCUCUAUCUCGUCACCGACUCUUCGCUCCUCCCACCGGGAACAACUCUCCCCGAGCAUGUCCGUGCCUCCAUCAACGGUGGUGUGACAAUCGUACAACUGCGCGAGAAGAAACUCUCGACAGCCGCAUUCAUUUCGCUGGGGAAACAAGUCCACGCCAUCACGAAGGAGCUCGGUGUGCCGCUUCUCAUCAACGACCGUGUCGAUGUUUCACUUGCAGUGGGGUGUGAGGGUGUCCAUGUCGGCUGGGACGAUAUGGAUUGUCAAACAGCCCGAAAGAUACUCGGACCCGACGCAAUUAUCGGACUUUCGGUCUCGAACAAAGAACAGCUUGCAAAGGCCCUCGAAGCAGGUCCAACAUACCUAGGUGUCGGCCCCGUUUACGCAACCCCCACCAAGCCAGACCACAACACGCCCCUCGGCCUUGAUGGAUUACAGCAACUGCUUCAACACAUACCAGCAAACCUCCCAUGUUGUGCUAUUGGCGGUAUUAACGCCCAGAAUGCAGGUACCGUCAUGAACGCCUCUAGAUCCAAAACCUCUCCCGCAAGCUCGCUCAAUGGUCUGGCUAUUGUGUCUGCGAUUAUGGCGUCCCCAGAGCCCGCAAAAACAUGCAAGAGUCUUAAGUCUCUCAUCGUCCCAUCAAUAUUAUAUAAAAAUCCCCAAAAGGUUAAUCUUACAUCAUAUCUUCUACAAAUGCUUCGAAAUUUUCGCGAAAACGGCCCCCCUCUCAUUCACCACAUCACCAACAAUGUCUCAAAGACGUUGCACGCAAAUGUCACCCUUGCCAUCGGUGCCUCUCCAAUCAUGUCUGAGAACGAGUCUGAAUUCCAGGAUCUUGCUCGACUCGGGAACAGCGUCUCACUUGUUCUUAAUAUGGGCACCUUCCUCGGCGAAGAGGCUACAAAAGAUCUUUUCAUAAACGCGAUAAAAGCCCACAAUUGUGGGAAUUAUAUUGUCUUCGAUCCUGUUGGUGCCGGUGCUACAGAAUCACGAAGGAACUUUGCGAGGACUAUAAAGGAAGCUGGUGCUACCCUUGGUAACUCAAUGAUCAUCAAGGGGAAUGAGGGAGAAAUUCUCACUCUCGCCGGUGAAAAUGUUUCUAUGCGGGGUGUUGAUGGUGCUGGUGCUAAUAGCGGAAGGGAGAGGGAGAGAGAAUUGGCAGCUAUUGUUUCAAAGCUUGCAAAGGACUGCAGAGGCAGUACUAUCGUGAUGACCGGACCAACAGAUAUCAUAUCUGAUGGAGUGAAGACCUUUCUCCUACGGAAUGGAGACCCUAUUCAGACCAUGGUCACCGGCAUCGGCUGCUUGCCACCGUUGCUGCAGUCUCGUUCUUCAACCUUUCCGCUGAGCUUGCAGCAAAUACUGAACCGAGACCUGCAGGCCCUGCUUCGUGGGCGAUCAGCGAGAAAUGUGAAGAUUCCGGAACAAGACUGGAAUUUCCAUCGCCGUAGUGGUUAG